CCUUCUUCCCCAACUCACUCGUUUCUCCAUGGAUGUCCAGAGAGCUCUUCUUCUUCAACCCAACUGGAUGUCCACCAAUGAUUAUUACAUGGGCCACCAUAAGGAGGCUGAUUUAAUCAGAGAAGCCACUCUUGUCUUGACCAUGGAGGUCGAAGAGACGAAGGCCAAAGCGGCGGCGGAGAUGAAGCUCAAAGACGCCGAGAUUUCCCGACUCAGGGAAAUGGUCGCCGCCGCCAUUAACGACCGGAACGAAGCUCUGGAGAAGUGCCGGAAAUUGGCCUUCGAGAAUAACAAAUUGCUGCUCCGCCAGAAGAAUUCUAGGGUUUCGACCUCCGGCGACGAUCUCCGGCUCGAUUCCGGCAACGGAGGAUUCUCGGCGUCCUCCGACUGCGACGAGAGCAUUGUUUCGUCUCCUCCGCCUUCGCCGUCGCCGCCGGUGGCGGUGACGAAGCCGCUGCCGGAGAAGGGGAAGCUUCUGGAAGCCGUGGUGAAGGCCGGCCCCCUCCUGCAGAACCUCCUCGUCGCCGGGCCCCUGCCGCAGUGGCGGCGGCCCCCGCCGCCGAUAGAUAGCUGCCAGAUACCGCCGCCGCCGGUGGUUGUUCCGAGUGGCCGGAAAAGGGGCGUGCUCGGCGCCGUCGGCGGAUUGACGGAUCCCGGCGGCGAAUACAGAGAUUUUGACCAACAAAUAAUUAAAGGGUCGUUUUUCAGCGAUACGAAUCAAACUAUAAAUAUUUAAAUAAUAAUAAUAAUAGUAAUUAAUUGGAAUUAGUCGUUAUUUUAGUGAUUGGCAGAGAAGAUUAGGAAAGUUGGUGCUGCAAACUGGUCGAGACUCCUGCCCCCAUUUUGUACAGUAUUUAUUUAUUUAUUUUUAAAUAUGUAUUGGAAUUGGUUAAAGUGCAGAGCUAAUUAAUACUGCAAUCGGAAGAAAUAUACAAGGUCG
This is a messenger RNA of Andrographis paniculata, 940 nucleotides long. RefSeq lists its product as uncharacterized. The transcript is spliced from 2 exons. The record is from RefSeq and is a predicted model, not a curated record. Bases 29 to 736 code for a protein of 235 amino acids. NCBI's taxonomy places the organism in Eukaryota, Viridiplantae, Streptophyta, Magnoliopsida, Lamiales, Acanthaceae.